GCGUGGUGCAGGUGGACGCCGUCGUGACGAUGGAGAACGUCGGCACGCAGGCUCGGAGCAUUCCAGGCCAAGGCGAUAGUCUCGGUAUGCGGGGAGCCCCCCUGCCCGAACCAGACGAGUUCGACGUGCGCGACUACAUCCAAGACUAUGCCGACGCGAAGCGCCUCACGCCUAGUCGCGCCGAGGAGCUGCUUGAGAAGGCUUUGGCGGUCGAGCAGCCCGCGAGGCCUGAUCCCGAUGCAUGCUGCGGCUCCUCGUGCUGCCCGUGCGUCGAAGACCUGUGGCGCGAAGAGGUGGCCGUGUGGAAGGCGGUCCGGGUGAAGAACCAACACGACAUGGCGCAGCAUCUUGUGCGUGCCGCGCGCCGCCGGCUCUCGACGAGCACGCCGCCCAGCCCAGCCUCGACAACCACCCCGCCGCCCCGCGCCGCGUCCCUCCUCCGUUCCCCACCAACAGAGCGCAUCCUCCCCACCGCGCCAGAAUGGACCUACGGCCCCUCGCCCCGCGCCGUGCCGCUGCGCAAGCCCGCCAACUUUGUCCCCGCGGUGCAGCGCUACUCUGCCCUGCUGCCUCCCGACUGCCCCGAGCUCGUCAUCGCGCAGUAUGGCGUGCAAGCGCCAGCGGGCGACGAGGCGGCGCUCGCGACUUCCCCGCUCAUGGCCUGGGUCGAUGCCGCGUUCAAGCUGCCGCACGGACCCAGCACGGCCGACCAUGCGCGCUUUGUCGAUGCGCAGGGCUACACAAACCACGUAGUCACGGGGUACUGGCUGCGUUCGUACGACGACUGGCGAGCCGCGACGGACGGGUGGUGGGCCGCCCCGGACCGGCUGGAGCACGGCGCGCUCGGCGUGUUUCGCGAAGUUGUGCGCGUGCCGCCCGAGCGCUUUGAAAGCAUCUACUGGCUCGACUACCCCGGCGGGCUGAGCGCCGACGCCGGGGUCGAGCUGUAUCCUACCCCGUACUGCGGGUACUACGGGGCGAUGCGCGACCGGCUGGUGGUCAACGACGCGUUGGAGGGCGAGGCAGCGCCGCUUGAGCGGCGGCACGACCGAGGUCAUGGCCGUUGGCGCGUGACCCCGCCACACAACACGGCCGUUAUCCGCACCGCGCACACCUGGUCCGCGAUGGACGAGUCCCAGAAGCUAGACUACGACGCCAAGCUCGCGCCCCCGCUCGCCAGGGGGAUGGGGUACCUCCAGGACCAUCCCGACGCGUGCUUGAGCCUGCGGUGGGCGACGACGACGGACGCGGAGGGGGAGCUCGUGCCGGAGAAGCAUGCCACGGGGUACUUUGCCACGCUGGGCAAGAUGGAGGACUGGAGCGAGGGACACAAGACGCACGCGGCUAUCUUUUCUGCGGCGGUGGGAAGGUACAAGUUUUACGGGGAGAAGAACCAGCUCCGGACGUGGCACGAGGUGUGUGUCCUCCCCGACGACCGCGAGCAGCUGUUCGAGUACAUCGGGUGUCAUGCAGACACUGGCCUGUUGCCGUACUUUGACGCCGAGGGUCACGAGGCAUAG
Molecule: messenger RNA, 1520 nt
Organism: Vanrija pseudolonga
Lineage: Eukaryota; Fungi; Basidiomycota; Tremellomycetes; Trichosporonales; Trichosporonaceae
Gene: oxd
Product: Phenylacetaldoxime dehydratase
Exons: 4
Coding region: 30-1520 (496 amino acids)
Source: RefSeq, a predicted model, not a curated record